Coregonus clupeaformis (lake whitefish) is the source of this 1291-nucleotide messenger RNA. RefSeq names its product transcription factor HES-5. The record is from RefSeq and is a predicted model, not a curated record. Gene Ontology annotation, cellular component: nucleus. Gene Ontology annotation, molecular function: DNA-binding transcription factor activity, RNA polymerase II-specific; protein dimerization activity; RNA polymerase II cis-regulatory region sequence-specific DNA binding. Bases 81 to 569 code for a protein of 162 amino acids. Gene Ontology annotation, biological process: anterior/posterior pattern specification; regulation of transcription by RNA polymerase II; regulation of neurogenesis. Lineage: Eukaryota; Metazoa; Chordata; Actinopteri; Salmoniformes; Salmonidae. The transcript has 2 exons.
AGAGGCAGAGGGAAGACAGCACAUAUCCAACUGGCUCUUUACCGAGACUUCAGCUCAACAGAACUACUACUGCCACAGCCAUGGCACCAACAAUGAUUAGACAGAUGACCUACUCUAAGCAGCACCUCUCACUUACUAAGGUAAGGAAGCCAGUGGUGGAGAAGAUGCGCAGGGAUCGCAUCAACACCAGCAUCGAGCAGCUCAAGGCCCUCCUGGGUCCCGAGUUCCUCCUGCAGCAGCCUGACUCCAAGCAGGAGAAGGCCGACAUCUUGGAGAUGACCGUCUAUUUCCUGAGCCAACAGCACCAGGCAGGAAGUUCCUCCACCGCGGCAGCCAAUGAGGGCUACUCUCGCUGUGUGCAGAAGGCUGUCAGCUUCCUGUCUCAGUGUGAGGUGAAGACACAGUCCCACAGCAGGCUGCUGUGCCACUUCCACUUCCACAGCCUGCAGACAUCCAGCCAAAACAGCCAGGCUCCCAGGUCCCUCUCCCCGCUGGGCUCCCCAGUCCACCAGGCCACCACCAAGGGUGUGAUGAGACCCGUCUCCCAUCCACUCUGGAGGCCCUGGUAGAGCAACGCUUCAGACCUUUUCAUGUCAGACAAACGGAAAUGGACAGGCCAGUCUAUAUUAUGACAGGCAUGGACAGUGGUGUUCGGAGUGACGGAGGUCUACUUCUUUCGCAUUUGACAAGAGAUGCUACGUCGUUAGUCUUCAUCCAGAUGAAGCAAGGGCAUGUUUCGCCAGUAUUCCUUUGAAAGGAUUCUAUCAAAUUGUUCAGAUUGGUCUGGAUACAUACUCUGUAUUUGAAAAUGUACACUGAUUUAAUAACAGUGUUUCUCUUAUGCAUGUUCUCAUUUGAGAAUCUUAACUCUGAAAGUACAGUUAAAUUAUGUUAAUAACAUACUUGUUUUUUAUUUCUAACCCAUAUUGAGUUGCUACUGUUUGUGUCUGUGACCACCUGUUUGUUUGAAUUUUUCAAACUAUUUACAAUGAAUUGUCACUGAAUGAAACAAUGUAUCAAUUUGAUGAUGUAUCUGUAUUAUCCAACAAAUGGAUCCAAUGGAUCUACUCUAAAUGUAAAUCAUGUUAUGAUUAUGUAAAAUCAAUGUUAUUGAUAAUACAGUAUUCAAUGUUCAAAGAAUAUGUUAAAAAGUUCAUUGUAACUUCGAAGAUACACCUUUCAUAAAGGAUUUUGUGUAUUCAACAAGAGUUUUCUGUGAAAAGUUUGUUUGCCUUUAUUGGUUUAAAUGACACUUUAUUUGGAGUGACAUGGCAUCAAGCAUUUGAAAAUA